This is a messenger RNA of Caenorhabditis briggsae, 1485 nucleotides long. Gene Ontology annotation, biological process: phosphate ion transmembrane transport. The transcript is spliced from 10 exons. Bases 1 to 1485 code for a protein of 494 amino acids. Gene Ontology annotation, molecular function: phosphate transmembrane transporter activity. The record is from RefSeq and is a predicted model, not a curated record. Gene Ontology annotation, cellular component: membrane. NCBI's taxonomy places the organism in Eukaryota, Metazoa, Nematoda, Chromadorea, Rhabditida, Rhabditidae.
AUGGACACAACAAAUGCUAUUUUGGCUGACAUCACUACUACAAUAAGUGGAGUCAUUGGAGACUUUGAUCAGAGUUCUGUACUAUGGGCUCUUAUCGUUGGAAUCAUAUUGGCCUUCCUUCUGGGAGCUGGAAUGGGAGCCAACGAUGUCUCGAACGCAUUCGGUACUUCUGUCGGAUCGGGAGUCGUCACUAUUAUUCAGGCCUACAUAAUGGCCUCGAUAUUCGAGACACUAGGAUCGGUACUAGUUGGAUGGAGUGUGACGGAUACAAUGAGGAAAGGAGUGGUGGAUACGACGCAGUAUGCGAAUGAUCCGAAAGAAUUGCUGUUGGGUCAAGUCGCGAUUCUUGGAGGAUGCGCUGCUUGGCUUAUGAUCGCUACCGUAUUCCACAUGCCAGUAUCUACAACCCACUCAUUGGUCGGAGCCACUGUGGGAUUCUCAAUUGUGCUCCGAGGUUUUGAUGGUAUUCAAUGGAUGGCUAUUGUCAAAAUUGUGGCGUCCUGGUUCAUCUCUCCUAUUCUUUCCGGAACCAUAUCCUGCAUCAUUUACAUCAUUGUGGAUCACACUGUUUUAAGAACCGCAAAUCCCGUCAAAAGUGGGCUCCGUGCUCUUCCAGUCUUCUAUUUUGUCUGUUUGGCAUUCAACGCUCUCAUGAUUUUCUGGGAUGGCUCCAAACUCCUCAAAUUUGAUCAAAUUCCCUCGUGGGGUAUUGUCAUUAUUGUUCUUGGAGUUGGAUUCCUAGCCGCUGCAUUUGCCCAUUUUGUCAUGAAACCAAGGAUUCAAGCUAAAAUCCAAGAUUCAGAAGUUCCACCAACUCCACCAUGUUUCUCUGACAUGGAGUCUGGACGUGGAUCAGCGGAACUCAAAGAGAUCAAAAACGGAGAUGAACAAAUUCAACCAAAACCAGAACAAGCACCAGGAAAAGUCAGAAAGUUUUUCAAUUGGCUUCUUCCGGACAGAUCUCGUGUUGAUAGUCGUAGUACUACUCAACUCUUCUCAACAAUUCAAGUCUUCACUGCUUGCUUCGCUGGAUUUGCUCACGGAGCACAAGAUGUCAGUAACGCUGUCGCCCCACUUGCUGCACUUAUUUCCAUCUAUCGUUACAAGUCUGUAGAACAGAAGGAAGUCGUUCCAAUAUACGUCCUCUUGUACGGUGUCUUUGCCAUCUGUGUUGGUCUCUGGGUCCUCGGACACCGUGUCAUCAAGACUGUCGGACAAAAAAUGUCUGAAAUAAAUCCAGCUAGUGGCUUCACAAUUGAGUUUGGAGCAGCCAUGACAUCUCUCUUAGCCAGUAAAAUUGGCCUGCCCAUUAGUACAACUCACUGCUUGGUGGGAAGUGUAGUUGCUGUUGGAUCAAUACGUUCUGGUGAAGGAAUCAAAUGGUCCAUAUUCAGAAACAUCGUUAUUUCAUGGGUGGUAACAUUACCGGUUGCCGGAGCGAUAUCAGCCGGAAUCAUGUUGGUCCUCAAAUGGAUUGCUCUCUAA